Molecule: messenger RNA, 1416 nt
Organism: Pectinophora gossypiella (pink bollworm)
Lineage: Eukaryota; Metazoa; Arthropoda; Insecta; Lepidoptera; Gelechiidae
Product: calmodulin-like protein 4
Exons: 6
Coding region: 86-535 (149 amino acids)
Cellular component (GO): myosin II complex
Molecular function (GO): calcium ion binding
Source: RefSeq, a predicted model, not a curated record
UUAGCGUUCACUAAAAACUACAAACUACUGUUUAUCGUGAUUUCAUAAACUUUUUUGUUCACUUUAUCUUCAAUAACACUCAAAAAUGGCUAGAUAUUUCAAGGAACAAGACAUUGAUGAGUUCCGUGAAUGCUUCUACCUGUUCGCGCGGUCGGGGCAGAUCACCUCCCUGGAUGAACUGACAGUGGUCAUGAGGUCUCUUGGGAUGAGUCCCACCAUACAGGAGCUUGCUGGGUAUCUGAAAGGCAAAGGUGGCAAGAUGUCCUUCGCCGACUUCCUGGAAGUGAUGCACAUACAUUCAAGAGCGGAAAAUCUGCCCAGUGAGGUGGUGAACGCAUUCAAAGCGGCCGACAAUGACAAGAAGGGCGUAAUCCCAGCGAGGCAGCUCCGCAACCUGCUGCAGACCUGGGGCGAAGGCCUAUCUGCUAGAGAGGUUGACAACAUAUUCAGGGAGGCAAACGUUUCUAACAACGGCACGGUGCGUUAUGAGGACUUCGUCAAGAUAUCUUGCGCGCCAGUGCCGGAUUACUACUGAUCAUCAUCAUGUCUUUUUUUAUAAAUAAAUAAAUAAAUAAUAAAUGUCGUCCAAGCCGUAUCCGGCGACUCCUAAAUAUCUAUCCCGGGUCGUUGUUGUCGCCACCUCCCAGUGGCGGCCCUAGCAUAAUAUACAGGGUGUUACUAACAUCGCAACGAAAACUUUGAGGGAUGAUUCAGCCCAUGAUUCUCAGUUGAUAUCAAGUGGAAUUUCACGUCGCAAAAGUAUAGAACUGAAAAUAAUUUAAAAAACACAAAAACAUUAGUGAAUUUUCGACGAAAAAUUGCACUUGAUAUCAACUCAGAAUCAUGGUCUGAAUCAUCCCCCUUAGUAUUCGUUACAAUGUCACAAACAUCCUGUAGGUGGAGCAAAACCUCAUAGUGGCACUCGCGACACCAAACACUUCAGGACCCCCGACCCGGCCGGCGUGGUCGACGAAUCCCCUCAAUCAGUUGUCUUAAACGUUGUACCGGGUGGGAGCCUUCAGCGCUCCCCAUUUGUCCGGCCAAGUAGUUAAUGCCAUCUGCGGCAAAUCUACAUUAAGCCACGUCAAAAAAAAAAUUAGUAAUAGUAGUUUACGGUCUAAUGACAAUAAAUUUAAAAAAAUAUGUACUGUUAAAAAAAUAUAUAUUUUUUAUCUAUUUUCUUACUAUUAAUCUAGUUAUUAACGCAAUAACACAGGGUGUGGUGGUUAUUUAUUUAAAUAAAAUAUUUAAAAAGUAAAACGAUUGUAUUGCUUUAAACAUAUUUUUAUUAAAAUCAACAAACCCUAAUAUAAUUUGAUAUGGCACUAUUCAAUGUGGUCCUUUUGCUAAAAUAUAGGUAUAUAUUAUUUUACUGUGGCAAAUAUUCAUAUUUAUUAUUACCAUUUAAAAAGAAAA